Messenger RNA from Plasmopara halstedii, 1653 nucleotides. RefSeq names its product probable atp-dependent rna helicase ddx59. The record is from RefSeq and is a predicted model, not a curated record. The transcript has 4 exons. Lineage: Eukaryota; Oomycota; Peronosporomycetes; Peronosporales; Peronosporaceae. Gene Ontology annotation, molecular function: RNA helicase activity; RNA binding; ATP binding. Bases 1 to 1653 code for a protein of 550 amino acids.
AUGACGGUUGAGAGUGUCAUCAAGUGUAGCGCUGACCAACGUCUUUCGAAGUUUGGCGAGCCCGUGUGCGUGGUUUGCAAUCGAUAUGGUGAAUAUAUCUGUGACGCCACAAAUCAAGACGUCUGUAGUGCAGAGUGCCGCAAUAUCUGCAUUUUGAGAAGCCAAACGGAAGAUCAAGCAAACAAAAAGCUUGCAAAGAAAAGUGACGAGCUUCGACGUCAAUUAGGCUUAAAAGUCUCAUCUAUCUCGGCUUCCACGGCGGAUGUGUCAUCACUGUCAUGGCCUGUGCCGAUUGUGGACUUUACACAACAACAAGAUGGCGUGCAGCUACCUGAAAAAUUAGUAUUGAAUUUAAUUUCGAAUGGAUAUGAAACGCCAACACCUGUACAGAUGCAAGUAAUUCCGUGUGUGCUACAGGGACAUCAUGUGCUAGUCAGUGCUCCUACUGGGUCAGGGAAAACUGCAUCGUACUUGAUUCCAGCUAUCGCGCAGAUUUUGCAUGCUCGAGAUGAAAAGGAGGAAAUUAUGGCUUUAGUACUAGCUCCUGUCCGAGAGCUGGCGAUUCAAAUUGAAAGUGUGGCAAAAGUAUUGAUGCAUGGCAUCACAAAAAUGAAAACGGCGCUCAUAGUGGGUGGAUUUCCAGUUCCUCUUCAACGGUAUCGGCUUGAGAGUCGAGUACAAUUGAUUGUGGCAACACCUGGUCGAUUGCUUGAUAUCUUUACCAAUUAUAACGAUAGUGCCGCCAUUCUACCUGCUAUCCGAACGUGUGUAAUUGACGAAGUCGAUCUGAUGCUGGAUAGUGGAUUUCGGCCUCAAAUUACCCAAAUUGUGGCACUUUUCAAUGCACAAGACUGUAAAAAAGUUCAAAUGCUCUUCUUCAGUGCUACUGUUCCGGAUGAUGUCGAACCUUUCGUCCGACAGCUACUCGGCAAUAGUGCUUGUCAUCGUAUUGACGUGUGCCAUGAUGAAAGCAUUUUAAAUGAAUCCUCAAGCUACUCACUUAGUCCAAACGUUAUUCAUGAUGUGCGAUGGUCAGAAGAUAAGGCAAAAAAGAAGGAACUAUUUACAUUCUUAAAAGGAAAAAGUGAAGAGUCGACGCUUGUUUUUGUAGGAUCGAAAAUUGGCGCAGUGAUGCUGGCUGAAGCGAUUCAGAAGCGUUGUGGGCUUAUUGCUGCGGCAAUUCAUGCAGAUAAAUCCCAGCAAGAGCGACUGCGUCUGCUUGAAUCUUUUUUAACAUCAGAUGUUCCAGUGCUCGUAUCUACGAACGUGCUGAGUCGGGGAAUGGAUCUAUUGAACGUUGAAAAUGUUGUAGUUUAUGACUUUCCCAAGAAAAUUGCUGACUUCGUUCACUUGAUUGGCCGCGUGGGGCGUUUUCAGAAUGCAUCCGGAAAAGCUCUUACACUUAUCAAUCGAAACGAUUGCGCUCUCUUUCACGAUCUCGUUCGUUUGUUGCGCCAAAUUAAAGUGUCAGUUCCUUCAGAAGUAUACCGAAGUAUGCAAACGACGAAGCAAAAUAAUCGCGCUAAGGUAGCCUCAAUUGUGGUCAAUGAAUCUAAGCGAGCGUUUCGAGUCCGAAAGCAGCUGGAUAUCGACGCUCAAAGCUCGGACUGGAAGGAAUGGAGCAGUUAUAAUCUCAAACGAAGGCGCACAUGA